AAUAUAUAUAUAUAAAUAUUUAUAUAUAAAUAUCAAAGGAAGAAAAAAAAAUAGAAAGAAAAUUUCAUAUGUACUGAACACGCACGUACGUAGUGUUUCUCUCUCUAAAUUCUAGGACUUUCUCUAUCUAAGAUUCCUCACCAACAUUGCUUCAAGAACCUAUUUCUUUCUUCUUCUUCUUCUCUGUCUAUAUCAAUUCUAUCCAUUUUAGGCAAUUGAAGCUGAACUUUUCAAGCCGGCAUUUAGAUUUUACUGUCUGAGAUUUAUUCGAACAAGUAUAGAGAGCUAUGGAUUCUUCUCAGUCUCAGCUGAGAAGAGGAGGAUUAGUUUCACUCUCACCUUCUCAGACCCCACGGUCGAGCGACAAGGCAGUUCGGGAUCUGCGAUCUGGAGAUUCUAAUUCAAGUAGCAAGCAUGAUAAAGACAAGGGUGUCAAUGUGCAGGUUCUUGUGCGUUGCAGGCCUCUGAGUGAGGAUGAGAUGAGGUUACAUACCCCAGUUGUCAUAACUUGUAAUGACGGUAGAAGAGAAGUUUCUGCAAUUCAGAAUAUAGCUAACAAGCAAAUUGAUAGAACUUUUGCAUUUGACAAGGUCUUCGGUCCAGCGUCUCAACAGAAGGAGUUAUAUGACCAGGCAGUAUCUCCUAUUGUUUUUGAAGUACUUGAGGGCUAUAAUUGCACCAUCUUUGCAUAUGGUCAGACUGGUACUGGGAAGACGUACACUAUGGAAGGUGGAGCUCGAAAAAAGAAUGGAGACUUUCCAAGUGAUGCAGGUGUUAUCCCUAGAGCUGUCAAACAAAUUUUCGACAUAUUAGAAGCACAGAAUGCUGAGUAUAGCAUGAAAGUAACAUUUUUAGAGCUGUACAAUGAAGAGAUUUCGGAUCUUUUGGCCCCAGAGGAGACCACAAAAUUUGUAGAUGAUAAAUCUAAAAAGCCCAUUGCCCUCAUGGAGGAUGGAAAGGGUGGUGUCUUUGUUAGGGGUUUGGAAGAAGAAAUAGUAUGUACCGCUAACGAAAUCUACAAAAUUUUAGAGAAAGGUUCUGCAAAAAGGCGUACAGCUGAGACUCUUCUUAACAAACAAAGUAGUCGUUCCCAUUCAAUAUUUUCUAUCACAAUUCACAUUAAGGAAUGUACUCCAGAAGGGGAAGAAAUGAUAAAAUGUGGAAAGCUUAAUCUUGUUGAUCUUGCUGGUUCUGAGAACAUUUCUCGUUCUGGUGCCAGAGAGGGUAGAGCAAGAGAAGCCGGGGAGAUUAAUAAAAGCUUACUUACUCUUGGUCGUGUUAUUAAUGCUCUGGUUGAACACUCUGGUCAUAUUCCAUAUAGAGAUAGUAAACUAACAAGAUUGCUGAGGGAUUCCCUGGGAGGGAAAACAAAGACAUGCAUAAUAGCCACAAUAUCACCCUCCAUACACUGUUUGGAAGAAACACUCAGUACCCUUGAUUAUGCACACCGUGCCAAAAAUAUAAAGAACAAACCAGAGAUAAACCAAAAGAUGAUGAAAUCUGCUUUGAUCAAAGAUUUGUAUUCUGAAAUUGACAGGCUCAAGCAAGAGGUAUAUGCUGCAAGAGAGAAGAAUGGAAUCUAUAUACCACGGGAUCGAUAUCUUAGUGAAGAAGCAGAGAAGAAGGCAAUGGCAGAGAAGAUAGAACGUAUGGAGCUUGAUUCUGACUCCAAAGAUAAGCAAGUGAUGGAGCUUCAAGAACUCUACAAUGCUCAACAACUUUUGACCGCUGAUUUAAGUGAGAAGCUUGAAAGAACUGAGAAAAGACUCGAUCAAACUGAACACGUGCUGUUUGAUCUCGAAGAGAAACAUAGACAGGCAAAUGUGACGAUCAAAGAGAAGGAGUUUUUGAUAUCCAAUCUCCUCAAAUCUGAGAAAGCACUUGUUGAGCGUGCAUUUGAGCUUCGAACAGAGCUGGAGAAUGCUGCUUCUGACGUAUCCAGUUUAUUUGCCAAAAUUGAACGCAAGGAUAAAAUUGAAGAAGGGAACAAGUCACUUGUGCAGAAAUUCCAGUCCCAAUUAACCCAGCAGCUUGAAAUCCUGCACAAGACUGUUGCAGUUUCUGUGACACAACAGGAGCAACAAUUGAAAGAUAUGGAGGAAGAUAUGAAAUCCUUUGUAUCAACAAAGGCUGAGGCUACCGAAGAACUUCAAGAAAGGCUAGGAAAGUUAAAAGCCAUGUAUGGUUCUGGCAUUAAAUCUUUGGAUAAUAUUUCUGGUGAGCUUGAAGGAAAUUCUCGGUCGACUUUUGUUGAUCUAAACUCUGAGGUCUCUAAACAUGCUUCUGCAUUGGAGGAUCUCUUUAAAGGAAUUGCUUCAGAAGCUGAUGAAUUACUAAGUGAUCUUGAAAGUAGCCUUCACAAGCAAGAGGAAAAGCUUUCUGCAUAUGCACAACAGCAGCGUCAGGCACAUGCCAGAGCUGUGGAAACUGCGCGCUCAAUUUCCAAGAUUACUGUAAACUUCUUCAAGACUCUAGACAUACACGCAUCCAAUCUGACCCAAAUCGUGGAAGAAGCCCAGGGUGUAAAUGAUCAAAAGUUAUCUGCAUUUGAAAAGAAAUUUGAGGAGUGUGCAGCUAAUGAGGAACAGCAAUUGUUACAAAAAGUGGCAGAGCUGCUGGCAAGUUCAAAUGCUAGGAAAAAAGAGCUGGUCCAAUUGGCAGUAGAUGAUCUUAGGGAGAGUGCCACUAGUAGGACUGUCAAAUUGCAGCAAGAGAUGUCAACCAUGCAAGAAUCUACCUCUUCUGUCAAGGCGAAAUGGACAGUUCACAUGGAAGAAACAGAAUCCCACUAUGUUGAAGAUACUUCUGCUGUUGAAUCUGGAAAGAAAGACCUACAGGAGGUCCUUCAUAACUGUCUGAAGAAGGCAAAAACAGGUGCACAACAAUGGAGAAAUGCUCAAGAAUCCUUGACCAGUCUAGAAAGUAAAAAUGUCACUUCUGUGGAUUCCAUUGUCAGGCGAGGAAUUGAAGCCAAUGAAACCCUGCGGACUAGAUUUUCAACUGCCGUGUCAGCUGCACUUGAAGAUGCAGAUAUUGCAAACAAGAAUAUGCUUUCAUCCAUCGAUCAAUCAUUACAACUCGACCACGAUGCAUGUGGAAAUAUAAACUCAAUGAUUGUUCCUUGCUGUGGAGAUUUGAGGGAACUGAAAGGUGGUCACUACCAUAAGAUUGUAGAAAUAACCGAGGACGCCGGAAAAUGCCUUCUAGAUGAAUAUGUGGUGGACGAACCGUCUUGUUCCACACCAAGAAAGAGGUCGUUCAAUCUACCUAGUGUUGCAUCCAUUGAAGAGCUUAGAACCCCCGAUUUUGAUGAAUUGUUAAAGCCAUUUUGGGAAGCGAAAUCGGUAAAGCAAGCAAAUGGAGAUGUAAAACACAUUGCAGGCCCUUAUGAAGCUACUCCCCAGUCAUUAAGAGAUUCCAGAGUUCCUCUCACUGCUAUUAACUGAAGAGAGGAACCCCUGAGAAGCGUUGUACAUAGUAAGAAGAAGUAAUAUAUAUAUAUUUGGUCAAACUUUACUACUCAAUGCUGAGCUACAAUAUUCAUUAUUUUAUUCUAUUUUUUUAAAAGAAGAAAGAAAAAGAGUAUAAAGAAAAGUGAUUACUGUUUAAGGUGGAAUAUAUCCUGUAUUCUUGUGUUUUUUGUAGGCUACUUGUGUUUUUGACUUCUUUCAAUAUAUAUACUGAAGUGGAUUAUUCUUUCGUUUUUAUCAAACUAGAUUUAUAUUUAUGAUUUCA
Molecule: messenger RNA, 3735 nt
Organism: Cannabis sativa
Lineage: Eukaryota; Viridiplantae; Streptophyta; Magnoliopsida; Rosales; Cannabaceae
Product: kinesin-like protein KIN-5D
Exons: 23
Coding region: 288-3446 (1052 amino acids)
Biological process (GO): microtubule-based movement
Molecular function (GO): ATP binding; plus-end-directed microtubule motor activity; microtubule binding
Source: RefSeq, a predicted model, not a curated record